CCUCAGCGGAGAGUGAAUCAUGUCUCAAACCUGUGACCAUGGUCUUACGGAACAGGAGCUAAAACUUCAUAUUUCUUGGUAAUAUUAAGGCCCAAACCCUUAUGAUAGCAACAUGGGAAUAUCGGAUAAGGAGGCGUUUAGGAUCCUUGGCCUACCCUUAGGUGUAGAUAAGGAUGCCAUCAAUGAUAGAUACAAGUCAAUAAGCAGUAAACUCUCUGCUAGCAAAUCUCCGGAGGAUAAAAAGAAACUGGAACAGGUGGUUGCUGCUUACAGCCAGCUGCUUCCCCCACCCCCUCACAAAAUGCAGCAGAGCAAACAAAAUAAUAGGGCAUCUAAUGUUAAAGGUCACCCAAUUGCGUAUGAUGACGAUGAUGAUUCUGAUGAUGAUAGCUCUGAAGAUGAGUGGAGAGUUUUAUGCCGCAAUGGAGACGCUCGAAACCACCUUACAAAAUCUAAUGCAGACUUAACGGAUGCUGAGAAGGAGAAGAAGAAAGCUGAAAAAAGAAGAGCGAAAAAGAAAAGAAGGAAAGAAAAGAAAAAAUUAGAAAAAUUAGAAAAUCAGAUAUUUAAUCAAAAUUCCAAUAAUAGCAAUAGUAAAAGGGAAGACGAUUCUGGAUCCAAUGACGACGACGACGAUGAUGACGAUGAAGAGGAAGGGCAGGGUUUGGAUCCUAAUUCAGCAUUUGUUGCAACUGCAGCAGGUAAAAAAAUAGGACUUGGCGCUACAUCUAAAAAUGAAGAUCGACGGAAAUCGGCUCUGAGUAAAGGAGGAAGUCAUGAGGAAGACGAUGGUAUUUCUGCAAGCAUCGACCCAGUGGUGCUACAAUCCCGCCAGUUGGCCAUCCGAGGCAAUGAGGCGGCCAAUGUAGGCCAAUAUUCUGUAGCUGUUCGCCUUUUUUCUGAUGCCAUCCGUCUGGAUCCUAAUGAUCACCGCUUCUUUGGCAACAGAUCCUAUUGCUAUGAUCAGCUAGGACAGCAUGAAAAAGCAUUAAAAGAUGCCGAGAAGGCAAUUAAGAUAGCACCCCAGUGGCCUAAAGGACAUUUCAGAAAAGGCACUUCACUUAGAGGAUUAGGAAAAUAUAUAGAUGCUGAAUCUGCCUUUGAAGAAGUUCUUCGUUUAGACAAAGGUUGUCAAGAAGCUCAAGAGGAAAUUCGCAAAGUUAGAAUAGUUCGUAUUGUUGAAAUGGGAUUUACUGAAAGACAAGCUAAAAGUGCCAUUGCUAUAUAUAAUCAUGUACAGCAUGCCUUAGACGCUUUGUUAGCUGGAGAGUUUAAAGAAUCGCUGGAAGAUGUAUUUUACUCAGACGAUGAAGACGAGUUCCUUAAACGUGCAAAAAUAUCACAGGGUUCAAAGGACGUUAAAAUGAAGACGUUCACUGCGUACGAUGAUACGCAUUUAGCACGGAACCGUCAUGCCAGUCCAAGAAAUCCUGAAGGAUUGACAUCGUUAUGGGUCGGCAAUGUUUUACCAGAAGUUACGGAAAAUUUGCUUAGCCAGUUGUUUUCAAAACAAGGUCGUGUUACUAGUGUCCGUCUUCUGAAAGAAAAAUACUGCGCUUUUGUAAAUUAUGCAGACAAGGCUGCGGCUGGUCGUGCCAUGGAGGUGUUACAAGGUUACGAGUUUUGUGGGCAGAAGCUUCUUAUUAAAUUCCCAGAUAAUCCAAUAGUUAGCAGUGCUCAGAAUGCCAUCAUCAGGAAAAACAAGCCUCAAAGUAUAAAGAAAGGCUCUGCUGCAGCUGCGGUCCCGCCUUCAGCUGUUUCCAGAGGGCUUCCGAACUACAAGGCGAUUUCUCAAAGGUCUGUGCAAGAGUCCAAACUUUGCUGUGAUGGUCUACCUGCAGGGCUGGGUUUUGCUUCGUCAGCUGUUUUUGUUCCUUUGGGGAACCUGUUCUGGUUCCUUCCUCUCUCGCAAUCGCUGGGUUCAGCCUCCGGGUACCUUACGUUGACUGCUGCAUCAUCGGCUUCCUCUUAGAUUUUUUUGGGGUCUAGUGUCUUGGCGCCUGCCUGAGUCCUCGCUCGAUAUGUUCACAGAUGCAUCGGCUCUUGGCUGGAGUUUUGUGACCAAUGCUCACCAGGCUGGCCAGGGUCGGUGGGGUCUGUCCUUCCGUCGAGCCCACAGCACGGUGCAUUAGCUCGCAGCUGUGUGGAUGUCGUUUUGAAGGAUUAGGGUCACUCGAGGCGCCGAUCUGGGUCUGUUCGAACUGCUACUCCAGUGGUUCAUUGCCUGAACCGUGGGGAUUCGAUGCAAUCCUUGGCUCUUUGGGGCUCGUCAGUUUGGGUGACUCGACCACUGUGUUCUUGGGGUUGGGCUCUCCUGGUCGUUCACUUUUGGGGGGGCACUCAACGUCCUGGCGGAUGGCCUGUCCUGGAUCAUUUCCCUGUCCUCGGAAAGGAAGGUCGACGCCGAUUCGUUCAGUUGACUCUGCCAGACUUACAGGCUCCUGGAGGUGGACCUUCGUGUCGGCGUGAUCAAGGCAUCUUCCGAUAUGUGUCGCCCUUCCCCGACUGCGAGACCGUCGGGGUCAAUGCCUUCAGGCAAGACUGGUCGAGGUGGAGUUGUGCCGCUUUUCCCCAGUCCUGCUAUUGCUCCAGGUCCUGGCUCGCUUUGAGAUGUACCAAGGGACAGUAGUCAUGUUGGCUCCUUGGUGGCUGGCCCAGCCUUGGCUUCAGGCGCUGCUUGCUCAGUGUCCGAACCCCGGGGGUCUUCUUGCAGCUCCACCUCUUUCAGCGGAUCGGGCCAGUUCGUUACGUGGAUGGUUCGAUCUUCUCCUCAAGUCUUCAGGUCUGUUUUUUCUAAUGCGGGUCUAUCACCAUUUGUAUGGUGUACAGGUGGUUUCGUUAAUGGUGUCCCACCAGCGUGCUUCGUCUAGGCGGCAGUACUGUAUGAAGUUUCCUGGCGGUCUUUUCGUUAUUUUUUGUCCCUCCAUAAGUUUUCUUCAGUAUUGGAUUGGGUUGUCUUGUCCUUCCUUUCUUGGUUACUUUAGGACCGUCAUCUUAUGCCGAAUACUGUCGCCUCAUAUUGUGCUGCCCUGGCGAAGCUGCUUCAGCUUGCGUUCGGGGUGGAUGUUACUUCUGCUCCAUUCUGCAAGCUGUCUCAUGUGCCGCCUGAGUCUUUCUGGUUGUUGGACCGGGUGCUUUCUUUUUUGUCUUCUCGGUUUGCGCAGGCCCCUUCAGUUCAGGAUUAUUUUUUGAAUUUUUUUUUUUCCUGUUGGCAUUGGCCUCUACAAGUCAGGUUGGGAAGCUUCAUGCUCUUCUCCUGCACAGAGGUUUCUGCUCUUUUGGUCCUGGUGGUAAUUUUGUUCAUUUGCAGCCGUCUUCCUCUUUUCUAGAUGGAAUGAGACUGCUGCUUUCCAGAGAGGUCCUUGGGUUGUGGAUGCUGGGUUGGUUCAGCCAGGGGUGCAUCAUGUGUUGUGUCCGGUUUCGGCUCUUCACUGUUACCUGCACGCCACAGCCAUGGUGGCCGGGGAUGCACUUUGGGUUGACCCGGUUUCCCUUCUUCCCUGUUCCAGGGUUCGGGUCUCCAAAUUCAUCCUCAGGGUUAUUUGGUCCAGCCAGCCUGCAGUCUGUCCUGGUGCCCAUGACAUUCGUAAGUUUGCUGCUUUGGCUGCCGUCUUUGGUAAUGUCUUGGGCUGACAUUGGGCACGGGGGUUUUUGGAGGUCGAACAGGGUCCUGGUCACUCACUACCUCGUUAAUGUUCCAGGCCCCUAGUCAGGCUUCUAGUCGGCGGUUGCAGCCAGUUGUCGCGACUUCGAGUCGAGGAGUGAGUGACGACCGCCUCCCGAGUAAGUCUCUCUGGGGAGCUGAAGGGGCUUAUCUCAGAAAACCAGUGUUGAAUGUAAUGAAAUGCUAUUUUCUGGGUGAGACCCAGAGGCUCCCCAGCAUCCCUACCUCCCUAUCUCCCUCCGGUCAGCGGUUUUCGCAGUUUUUGACAUCCAGUCUUUGAACUGGGGAUGGAUAGCCGGCAUGGGGGGUCUGGAGCUCCCCCUUUCUCCUCCCGGGGAGGGGGGAACUGGUGCAGACAGUGGUGCAGUGACUGUUGUGACGUCAUGCUGGUUUGCUGGUUUUUCACUUGGGGAGUUCUGUGCAAUAGUUUGGCUUUCAGUAGCAUUUUUU
Molecule: messenger RNA, 4114 nt
Organism: Procambarus clarkii (red swamp crayfish)
Lineage: Eukaryota; Metazoa; Arthropoda; Malacostraca; Decapoda; Cambaridae
Source: RefSeq, a predicted model, not a curated record